AUGUCCUCGAGUCACAUUGCAUUGGCUGGUGCUACAGGCAACCUCGGCGUGCCGAUUCUGCAAGCACUUCUCGACGCCGGUUACAAAGUUACAGCUCUUUCCAGGAACGGGGGCAAUUCGUCAAGGCUCAAGCCUCAUCCUAACCUGGUGGUUAAACAGGUCGACUUCACUUCUGCCGAUUCUAUCAGCCCGGCAUUGCAGGACAUUGACGUGGUCGUCUCUUGCCUUGCAACUCUGGCUAUAGGAAGCCAGACCCCGCUGAUUGACGCAGCGUUUGGAGCCGGCGUCAAAAGGUUCAUUCCUGCAGAGUUCGGCAUGGACUCGCGGAACCCUCUUUGUAAGGAGCUGCCUGUUUGCGUCCCAAAGGCGGCGGUUCAGCAAUAUCUCGGAGAAAAGCACAAGCUACGCCCCAGUUUCACCUGGACCGGUAUUGCAAACGGAAUGUUCCUCGACUGGUGCCUGGGAGAAGGCUUGGUCCUCAACCCUGAAAAACACUCAGCGAUCCUCUACAACGGUGGCGAUGUGCCGUUCAGCGCCACGACGCUGGCUGAUGUCGCAACUGCUGUGCUGGGCAUCAUCCGCCAUCAGAGCGAGACGGAGAACCGCCUCGUGUACAUCCACUCAGCGCUGGUCACGCAGAGUAAGCUGAUCAAGAUGGCCGUUGAUAUUGACGGCAAAGCCUGGCAGACGACGCUCAAGGACACUGAGGAUUUGAAGCGGGAAAGUCCGGCGGAGCUGGCCAAAGGGGCGCAUGCGGACGUCGAAGCCGCGAUGCUGGGAUUUUGCUUCUGCGGUAUGCUGCAUCCGGGAUAUGGCUGUGACUUCUCGGACCAUCUAGACAACGACUUGCUAGGCGUCAAAGGCCUGAGUGAUGGAGAAUUGCGGGCCGUGAUGGCGGCUGAAGUGCGUGCCCAUCUGGUCAUUACUCAAGUAGCAUCGCCAAUCGGAACGUCAUUUAGGAACCUUUUCAAUUCCUCCUCAUUUGUUGAAUCCCGAGCCCAGAAGAAGAAGUCGUGCACUUUCGAGUGGAUGAACGAUCUGAGAAAGAAACCCUCGGGUGUCCGAAGGGAGGUUCGGCCCACCGCGCGGACGGCUGGGCUCACACCUUCUGAGUCCUGCGACUCUCCAGACCUCCCAGCCGACGCUGACGAUGCUCUUCUUGAGAGCUGGUCGUCUGAGAUCUUCCAGCAAGGCUUUGAGACGGUCUUUGGUCUGUCGGUCGGCAGGAACAGCUGCCCGUUCGUUGACGAUCCUCUCUGUGACGUCUGUGUGCCAGCUACCAAGCUCUUUGGUGCUCUGGACGCUUGUAUAGACGAAGAAGUCGGACAGGAUAGCCUUUCGAGAGAAGGUCGCACGCCCGAAGCACAAGGACAGAAAGAAGAAAGGAAUGGAGAGAUUGACAAGUCUUUGCGUCUUGCCAUCAGGGCUUAUACCGCCCGGUGGCUCCCGCUAAUACCCGACAGAGAUCCCUCUCAGCGUGAUCAGGACGAGGAAAGGAUCAAAGACACUUGGCGCGCGGCCAGAAGGGAGAUGCUCAAGGUUAUCAACCGCGCAUCAUAUCGCUCCAUCCUGACCCUCUGCCUUUUUGCGCAAACGCCCAUGCCCUCUGGGAUAUCCGAAGAAGAGGAGCUAGACGGACUGAGCGGGCUAGUUUGCUUACACACAGCACUGCUACAGAUCCAAAGGCUGCGAGAGAGGCAGAAGAAGUGUCAGUUCCGCGGCUCAGAGGCGUCGCCUUGGAGAAGCGCAGCCAUCAGUUCUGUCCCGAGCCCCGACCGUACAGAGGCCUUCUUGAGCCUCGAGAGCAGGGCAUACUGGGCGGCUGUGGUGUGGGACACGUCGAGCUCCCUCACGUCCAACUUUCGGGCGUCUCUGACCUCUGGGCUGAAGGGCGCCUGUGAAGAGUCGGUGUGGCGUCUGAGCAGAGCAUUCUUGCUGGGCUCCUGGAAUCCCAAAGCGGAACAGUGGCUGGCAAAAGGAUUCGAGGUCACGGAUGACACGGCAUCUCAAGUCUUUUCUGCGGCCGCCGUGUGCGGGGUCUACAUGUGGAAAUGCAUAACGUCUCUGAAGGAAGCUCUGAUCGAAGGUGUUGAUGAGGAGGGCGUGUUGUUCGCGUGGUCUUCGCUCCAGGAAGGACUGGAGAUCUUCAGGACGACACUAUGCCCGCUUCUCUGCCUUUGCGAGCGACAAGUCCAUUUUCUGGACCAGCUGCGCCGCAUGAGUUGGUAUCAGAUCAACAUGAAAUACUAUCUCGGCGUCCUGAUCAUGCUCGAUAUCCUUGAGGCAGCUGGUCGACAGGAUCUUCUCAAGCAAGUCGAGGAGAUCAGGAUGGAAGUGGAGCACGAGUCUUUCAAUAUCCUCAAGUUUGGCAUGGAAAGCAGUUAUACAAUCUACGGUCCCGGAGACGGACUAGGCUCCAGCAUGGCACCCGCCGGCGUGUUAGACGGAUCUACACCGGGGAUCACCGCCUCGUUAAUCGCCGUCGACCCAUGUCCUCACCAUGUGGUUGAUUACGUGGCGCUGAUGCACACCGCCCUCAUCGACAAGUACAGGCGGGGCAAGAUGAAGUACGAAGCUUAUUCGUACCUCGCGGGAACGCUCGGCAAAGCCCUCGAUCAACUUCCCAAGCAUUCGAAGUCUGUGGAUGUUGCACAUCAGAAUCUUCGGGACUCUUUCCAAAAACCUGGAAGCAUGACUAUCCCUGGCUAG
Messenger RNA from Thyridium curvatum, 2709 nucleotides. RefSeq lists its product as uncharacterized. The transcript is spliced from 5 exons. The record is from RefSeq and is a predicted model, not a curated record. Gene Ontology annotation, molecular function: oxidoreductase activity. Lineage: Eukaryota; Fungi; Ascomycota; Sordariomycetes; Thyridiales; Thyridiaceae. The coding region runs from base 1 to 2709 and encodes 902 amino acids.